Messenger RNA from Diabrotica virgifera virgifera (western corn rootworm), 2472 nucleotides. Its product is annotated as probable ATP-dependent RNA helicase DDX23. The transcript has 5 exons. Gene Ontology annotation, biological process: mRNA splicing, via spliceosome. Lineage: Eukaryota; Metazoa; Arthropoda; Insecta; Coleoptera; Chrysomelidae. Gene Ontology annotation, molecular function: ATP binding; RNA binding; RNA helicase activity. The coding region runs from base 76 to 2400 and encodes 774 amino acids. Gene Ontology annotation, cellular component: catalytic step 2 spliceosome. The record is from RefSeq and is a predicted model, not a curated record.
CGUUUUUCUAGCGUUUGGUUUUGGCCUUGGUUCUUGGUUUAGUGUUUUGAUCAAUCUUUUAAGAACUCUGGGGUAAUGGGAAGUGAUAAAAAACGUCGUUCUCGAAGCCGAGAUAAAGACAAGCGUAAACGUUCCCGAUCUAGAAGCAAAGAACGUUCCGAUAGAGAGAAAAUUCGCGAUUCUGAUAGACACAAAAGACAUCGCUCUCGUUCAAGAGAAAAAGAUUACCCCAGUAGUAGCAAACAUGAUAAAUUCGACAAGGAAAAAUAUAAAAGCGAUAGAGAUAAAUACGACGACAAGGACAAGAAAUAUAAAGAUGCCAAAAAAGAGGAGGAAGAAGAACUGGAGAAGGUUAAGGUAGAAACCAAAACUGAAGUUAAACAAGAACCAGCGAAGAAGGAACCUCUUUCGUUGGAGGAACUGCUAACAAAAAAGAAAGCGGAAGAAGCAGCUAAAAGUAAACCCGUGUUUCUUACCAAGGAACAAAGAGCUGCAGAGGCACUGAAAAGACGCCAGGAAGAAAUUGCUAAAGUGAGGAAACAGCAGGACGAGGAAAGGAAAAUUGUAGAAGCUGUUCAAGCUGGUCGAGAAGUAGAAGUUAAACGAGACGAUAGGGAUUAUAGAAGAAACAGGGAUAGAGAUAGAGAGGAGGAGAAGCAGAAAGAUAAGGACAAAGAGAAGGAGCAGGAUGCUAUUAAAGAGAGGUAUUUAGGGCUUAUUAAGAAAAAGAGGCGAGUGAGGCGGCUUAAUGAUAGGAAGUUUGUGUUUGACUGGGAUGCUGGAGAAGAUACUUCGUUGGAUUAUAACAAUUUGUAUAAAGAAAGACAUCAGGUGCAAUUCUUUGGCAGAGGUAAUCUAGCAGGAAUCGAUAUCAAAGCUCAAAAGAGGGAUCAGAGCAAGUUUUAUGGAGAAUUACUUGAAAAAAGAAGAACAGAUGCAGAAAAGGCACAAGAGAAGGUGAGGUUAAAGAAGGUGAGAAGACGAGAGGAGAAACAAUUGUGGGAUGACAGACAUUGGACUGACAAGGAGUUGCCGGAGAUGACUGAGAGAGAUUGGCGGAUAUUUAGGGAGGAUUAUAACAUCACUAUCAAAGGUGGAAAAAUACCUGAACCAAUACGAACCUGGAAAGAAUCUGGCAUUCAAAAAGAACUUCUAGAAAUUAUCGAAAAGAUCGGAUACAAGGAUCCAACUCCUAUCCAACGUCAGGCCAUUCCAAUCGGAAUGCAAAACAGAGACAUCAUCGGUGUAGCAGAAACCGGUUCUGGUAAAACGCUGGCGUUCUUAAUUCCGCUUCUAUCGUGGAUUCAAAGCUUGCCGAAGCUAGAACGCAACGAAGAUGCAGAUCAAGGCCCCUAUGCGAUUAUUUUGGCUCCUACGAGAGAGUUGGCACAACAAAUCGAAGAAGAAACUGUUAAGUUUGGUCAACCGUUGGGAAUAAGAACCGUGGUAGUGGUUGGUGGUCUUAGCAGAGAAGAACAAGGUUUUAGACUACGUCUUGGGUGUGAAAUUGUCAUUGCUACACCGGGUCGUCUCAUCGACGUCUUAGAAAAUCGGUACUUGGUCUUGAACCAAUGUACAUACAUUGUACUUGAUGAAGCCGAUAGGAUGAUAGAUUUGGGUUUUGAGCCUGACGUGCAAAAGAUCUUGGAGUACAUGCCUGUCACAAAUUUGAAGCCCGAUUCAGAAGAAGCCGAAGACAGUCGAUUGCUAUUGGCGAACUACAACAGUAAGAAAAAGUACAGGCAAACUGUCAUGUUUACAGCUACGAUGCCUCCAGCUGUAGAAAGAUUGGCUAGGACUUAUCUGCGUCGUCCGGCUGUAGUAUAUAUCGGUUCUAUAGGAAAACCGGUAGAAAGAGUCGAACAGAUAGUGCAUAUUGUGGGCGAAAACGACAAGAGGAAGAAACUUAUGGAGUACUUAUCGAGAGGUUUUGAACCUCCAGUUAUCAUCUUCGUUAACCAGAAGAAGGGGGCGGACGUGCUGGCCAAAGGUUUGGAAAAACUUGGAUACAAUGCGUGUACUUUGCACGGUGGUAAAGGACAAGAACAGAGAGAGUAUGCUCUGGCGAGUCUCAAAGGGGGAUCCAAAGAUAUUUUGGUUGCCACUGACGUUGCUGGUAGAGGUAUCGAUAUUAAGGACGUUUCUAUGGUCAUUAACUAUGACAUGGCGAAGACUAUUGAAGAUUACACUCACCGUAUCGGUCGUACUGGUCGUGCCGGUAAGACUGGUAUCGCUGUCAGUUUCUGCACCAAUGACGACUCAGCGCUCUUCUACGAUCUUAAGCAGAUGUUGCUAUCAUCGCCAGUAUCUUCGUGUCCACCAGAAUUGAUGAAUCACUCUGAGUGUCAAUUGAAGCCCAAUCAGCCGAAGAGGAGGAGGGACGAGAUGAUUUUUGCCUAAAAUCGGGCACGGGAUUAUUUGUAGCAUUUAAUUUUUUUGUUAUUAAUGUAAUAAUAGUGAAUAUAUUUGUAA